This is a messenger RNA of Mucor mucedo, 623 nucleotides long. RefSeq lists its product as uncharacterized. The coding region runs from base 45 to 623 and encodes 192 amino acids. NCBI's taxonomy places the organism in Eukaryota, Fungi, Mucoromycota, Mucoromycetes, Mucorales, Mucoraceae. The record is from RefSeq and is a predicted model, not a curated record. The transcript is spliced from 5 exons.
AGAUUGGAAAUUCUUAAUUCUACUGGACAACGCCUCGUAGAAUUAUGACGACUCUUCAUUCCAGUGGAGAACUUUACCAAGCAGAACGUGUCCAAUAUAAUUUUAUUGCCAGCAACUACCGCAAUGAAUAUGGAGUUUCUAUUAACUAUCUCCCCAUUUUCAUGAUGGGCAAACAUGUAGAAAGAACAAGAACAGUCAGUAGUUAUCGCGCCAACUACCGUAUGGGUAAGCGUGCUUUGGAGCAUUUGGUGAACGAGCUUUUGGCACACGAAGAAUUCUUCGCAACGGCUUUAUUUCGGUUGGGUAAUUGCCAUAUCGGAUAUCGUCAAGCUUAUAACAACUUCACCACAAGAACACUCAAAGCAAUUGAGGAUCAACUUGACCCUAUCAGAGCCAAUGCGAUCGCUGUCGGUUUCGGGAGUAGUACUGAGGAUAGAUUGAAUGGUGUGAUUGGUGCUGUGGAUGGUAAGAACUUUAUCAUUCACCAACCUUCCCCUCCAAUCGUGGGUGCUAUGUUCAGGGAUAGAAAGAACAACUAUUCCGUGAAGCUUACUGCCGUAUGUAACUCUGCAUUACGAUUCACGUAUAUCAAAGUGGGUGACUCAGGUAUUGUACUAAAAUGA